This is a messenger RNA of Anthostomella pinea, 351 nucleotides long. The record is from the annotation of a GenBank genome assembly. NCBI's taxonomy places the organism in Eukaryota, Fungi, Ascomycota, Sordariomycetes, Xylariales, Xylariaceae.
AUGUCCUACAAAGCCGACCAACCCCCGCCAUACGGCGUCGCCCCCCAACACCCCCAAGCCGCAUACCAGGGCGGCUACCCUCAGCAGCAGCCUCAAGGUCCGUACGGCGGCGGUCCCCCCAACCAAGGCGGCUACUACCAGGGCAACCCGAACAUGGGCUACCACCAGCAGCAGCAAGGCCCGCCGCAGGGCUACUACCCGCCACAGCAGGGCUACUACCCACCUCAGCAGGGAGGCUACCCGCCGCCUCAGGGCUACUACCCGCAGCAGCGCCAGAGCAACAGCGAUGGAUGCAUGGGCGCGCUGCUGGGAGCGCUAGCGUGCUGUUGUUGUCUGGAUUGCCUGUUCUAA